Molecule: messenger RNA, 5707 nt
Organism: Plectropomus leopardus (leopard coralgrouper)
Lineage: Eukaryota; Metazoa; Chordata; Actinopteri; Perciformes; Serranidae
Product: protein mono-ADP-ribosyltransferase PARP14-like
Biological process (GO): protein poly-ADP-ribosylation; negative regulation of gene expression
Cellular component (GO): nucleus; cytoplasm
Molecular function (GO): NAD+ poly-ADP-ribosyltransferase activity; transcription corepressor activity
Source: RefSeq, a predicted model, not a curated record
AAUCCGGAUCCAGCACUGUGUCGCUCUUACGUUAUCAGUCCUACAGUUACCUAUAUGUGUAAUUAUUAAGUCUGUGAAGUGAUACACCAUGGAGGGUGAUUAUCAGUAUCUAGUUUUCUUCGAUUGUCCCAGUCUGGACGCAGAACUAACGAAAAGGAUAGAAAAAUACUUUAAUAUUCGUCGCAAAUCAGGCGGUGGAGACUGCGGAUCGAUAAAAAACAUACGUGGUGAAGUUUACAGCAUUGCCUUCAGAAAGCAAGAUGAUCAGCAAAGAGUGUUGCAGAGGUCUGAGCAUGUGUUGGAGUUUGCAGGAGGUCCUCUGGUGCUGACGGUGCGAGAAAGCCCAGAACUUUCCACCUGCUCUCCCAUCACUACCUCAGCAAGAAGCAAGCCGCUUAGCCCAAUACUGGACUUAACUUCAUUACAGCAGCAGUCCCUUCCUACUUCUUCAAUCCUGCAAACGAGCGGUGAAGAAUAUGAACUGCGACCUGAUCCUUACCUCCUUCGUUACCUAAAGGAAUGCCCUAAAGCUGGGGAAAAACUAAAGAAAGACCUUGCCUCUGUUGACUGCUCUGCUCCACUUUACCCAGAGGAGGGGAAGGUUUUAAUUAGGCAUUUAAAUCAACGUGGUGCUGCGGAUGAAGGUAAAAAUUGGAAAGCAGACGUAGACAAAGUUUUUGAUGUCUACCAAUGCCACUAUGAGGUGGAGCUACACAGAGUUAAAGCUUUGCUUCAGUCCAGCAACUUCCAUCAGACCACAGAUGAAGUUAAGGUGUACAGCGAGGUCGGGAUGGCUGUUGUUGUUGGGGAACGUUCCCAGGUGAACGCCAGGUUGGUUAAUGUAGAGAACUUGUGUGUUAAACGAGGGUCAGGUUUAAGUGAGAAGCGAACUCGACGACUAGGUGAGGCCAAACUCCGUCUACUCUGGAAAGAGAUUGAGCAAAGUUUAGGAAGAGAUUUUCCAGGAGUGAAAGUCACGCAGGGAGCUGCAGGUCAGUUAGUUUUGGAAGGUUCUGUAGAGGAGAUUCUUCAGGCUGGCGACUGGAUCUCUGAACAGGAAAAUUUGGUGUUAGAAAGGACCAUUUCUGACAUGAGCCCACACUUUUUGGCUUUCUUGAGAAAGGCAUACGGAGGGCCAGGGGUGCUAGGUGACUUUUUAGGGGUUGGUGACAAGGUGGAAAUAGAAAUACGAGACACAGAGCUACGAUUCUUUACAUUCGCUGCUGAUAAACUGGAUGACACAGAAAAAAAACUGCACAAAACAUUCAAGGAAGUUAAGAUCAAUGUUCCUAACUGCUCUGCUGUGCCAUCUGAGCUUCGGGAAAAGCUUAAGUCCAAGACAAAUGAGAUGAACGAAGGCCAAUGCAGGGCUCAGGCUGUGUUUGGCUCAAACAGCACGGUGUGGUUGCUGGGCCAUACCAAAGAGGUUGAAGAGCUGAAUGAAGCUGUCACACAAUUUAUUUUGGACCAGUCAAGCAUAGAAGGCAAAGUCAUUCUCCCUUAUCCAGAGUUAGUACAACUCUUACCAGAACUGCUGCAGCUACAUGGCUUUGACUAUUCAGGGGUCACCUUCCAUACUUUGGCAUCUUCCUCCAUGCCUGUAGUGUUGCUGGAAGGUCCAAGUGGCAAAGUGACUGGAGUCAAGAAUAGGCUUGGUCCAUUUGUGAACUCGCUUGUGCAGGACAGAGUUUCCAUUGACCUGCCAGGAGCAGUGAGGUAUUUCGAAAGCCCCUCUGGAAGAGAGACCAUUUUAAGUGUUGCUCGUUCUCAGAAGUGUCUUAUUCAGCUUCAAGAACAAGCUCACGCUACUAGACAGAUUUUGGCAUCUGGUGCACAGUUAAUUAAAGGAAGCACAACAGUUGCUAGUUACAGCCUUCGUGACGGAUUCCAAGUGCUGGUGUGUCAGGGCGACAUCACCAAACAGGAGGCUGAUGCCCUGGUGAAUGCUGCCAAUGAAGAUCUGAACCACAGUGGAGGGGUUGCUGCUGCCCUGAGUAAAGCAGGUGGUCCUCAGGUGCAGAGGGAGAGCAGAGAUAUAGUAAAACAGAAUGGAAAAAUUCCUACAGGUGAUGUGGUGGGGACCACAGGAGGGAACUUAAAAUGCAAGAAACUGCUGCACGCUGUUGGACCUGUAGGUGGAAAAUCGGGUGGCAAAGAAAGGAUGGUGCUGGAAAAAACUGUCCAGACUGCUCUGAAUCUUGCAGAGGCAAUGGAGUUCAGGUCUAUAGCCAUGCCCUGUAUCAGCUCAGGUGUGUUUGGUGUUCCUGUCAUUGUGUGCUCUGAGGCUAUAGUAUCUGCUGUUAAGAGGUUUGGCAGUCAGGGAGGAAGAAGUCUGAGAAGAAUCAUCCUGAUUGAUAACAGAGAAGAGGUGGUGAGGGCCAUGCAGGAAGCAUGUGAUCGGCUACUUCGAGGGACAAGAACUGAAAACAGCGCACAAAGAGAUCUGGAUUUCCAGAUGGAUGCUGAUGCCCUAGACACAAUGAGAGAAGCCACUGUUGGAGCUCCUGGAAAUGGUGUCCUCAUAGAGAUCAUUCAGGGUAUCAUCGAGACCCAGCAGGUGGAUGGCCUAGUAUCCCCCAUGGCUGGCCAUGAUCCUCUCUCUACCCGUGUUGGAAACGCUUUGUCCAACAUGGUUGGACCUCAGUUGGCUGCAAGGUUUCAUAAUGAAGCAGGAGGAGCAACUCUGCCUGGUCAGACAGUCCUGGUGAAGGGCUUACCUGUACUUCAGUCCAAAGGGGUGUUCUUCCUCAACCUCCUUCCUUGGGAUAAUAACCAACAUGGAACUGCAGUCCAGGCUCUGAGACAGGGCAUCAGAAAAAUUCUGGCCUCCUGUCAGGACACAGGUUUUAGCUCAGUUGCUCUCCCUGUGCUUGGGACCGGUUCUGUCCUCCGUUUUCCUCACAGCGUGACGUCAAGGGUUAUACUGGAGGAGGUCCGUGAAUUUGAACAAGUCAGCACAUCAUCUUUCUUGGUCCGAAUUGUCAUUCAUCCCAAUGACAAAGAAUCUAGCAAGGCCUUCCAGUCUGUCCAGGACACGUUGCAUCUGAGAGGUUUCACGAACGAUGCUAACCCAGAGCAAGCCUCCUUUUACCGCCACGUCUCCAUAACGGAUUAUGAGGUCACAGCUAUGCUGGGUGAGGUCAGGCUUCAGAUGGUCCGCGGGGACAUCAUUCAUGAGAGCACUGAUGCCAUUAUCAACACAACAGACUUUUCCAGCAACCAGUCGGGUGUGUCCAAAGCUAUUGUAACAGCAGCAGGGCCAUCUGUCCAAGCACAUUUAGCUCAAGUGGGGGUUCCUGCAGACUGUAUGUGCACCACAGGACCUGGCCUGCUCGGCUGCAGGGAAAUCAUUCAUGCUAGUUUUAAGAGUGACCCUCAAAUAAUUCGGAAGAAUUGCAAAAAGAUACUGAAGCAGUGUGAGACCAAAGGAUACCGAUCGGCGGCCUUCCCAGCUAUCAAUACUGGUAUGGGUGGUAUGGACUCUGUCAAAGCUUGUAAAGCCAUGCUGGAUGGCAUGACCUCAGCGAUCACGGACUUGAAACCAAAUUCACUCAAACUCAUCCGCAUUGUCAUCUUCCAGCAACCGGUCUUCCAGGCUUUCAGAUCAGAGCUGGAGAGGCGCUUUGGGCAACCAGCCGCUUGUCACCUCAGCCUCAGAGAAAAAGCUAAACAAAAGCUCAAGAAGUGGCACGACAAGUAUUCAAAAACCUCCACUACUUCAGGACCUCGAGACAAAACCUUCCUCUCCUCGAAGCCGCCACCAGCUGUGAUAGAAGUGAUAGGUUGUAGUUCAGAGAGCAUCAAAACCCUCAAGAGAAAUUUGGAGGGGACCCUGCAGAAGCAGCUAGUGGAAAGAGAGGUGGAUGUGCAUGAUUUUUCCAGGCUUAAUGCCAUGGAGCUGGAGGCAGUGCAGGCAAAAGUCAAAAUCUUAGGAAUAAGCCUGGAGUACAAGAGACGUCAAAGUCCUGAACGUGUAACUGGCAACAGAGCAGGAAACACAGCUAGAGCUGAAGUGAGAGAUCGGUCAGGGUCUGAGAGAGAGGUGUAUGUGCUGAAGGGCCUAAAAGAGGACGUGUUAAGCGUCACUGAGCUUAUAAACAAGGCGUUUCAGAAAGCACUUUGCGAAGACCUCCAAGAUAAAGAAGAAGCGAUGUUGGCUCUCAGUGUUCAGUGGUCGAUUCAGGAUGUAAAUAAAGUCUGGCAAGAGCUGAGUCUGCAUGACAACUACAUCCUGGAGGAGGCUCACAUGAUGAAACAAGUGUUCGUAGAGAUGAUGGGACCAGAAGGCAUGAUGGUGAAAGUAAACCUGAAGUCACAAGAAGCCACAAAUUGGCUUACGGGCAUCACUUACAAAGUGAAAAGGAGCGAGUCGGAUGCAGGCUUGGAGUUGCCAACAAAUUGGGAGCCAAUGCAUGGAGAAAUCUUUAAAAAGGUGGAGCUGCAACCUAACUCACCAGAGUACCAGGCUGUAGCCCAGGGUUUCCUCAAAACGGCUAAAUACAACAUUCAGAAAAUUGAGCGCGUGCAAAACGUCUACCUGUGGCACGCCUAUAGUGUGUGUAAGCAGCGCAUAUUUGCAAAGAACGGUCCAGCAGAACUUGGGGAGAAGUCUCUCUACCACGGCACAUCAGCACAGGCAUGCAGCUGCAUUGAAAAGGACAGAUUCGACAGAAGCUAUGCAGGAACACACGCUGCUGCAUAUGGAAAGGGAGUUUACUUUGCAGUCAGUGCAGAGUAUUCAGCACACAGAUUUUCCCCACCAGACGCGUCAGGCCUGAAGCGGCUGUAUGUGGCUCUCGUCCUAACUGGCCGUUACACAGUCGGUAAUUCCUCCAUGAAAGCAACUCCUCCUCGAGGCCAAGACCCCACAGACUGCUACGACAGUUUGGUGAACAGCCUGCAGCAGCCCGCCAUGUUUGUGAUCUUCCACGAUGACCAGGCCUACCCAGAAUACCUCAUCACCUUCAAAUGAGUGAAACCAAAAAAAUGGUUCAGUUCUCUACUGUGACAAGUCAGUCGCCAGGAAACAUAUUGUUUGUUUCUGCAAACCAAGUAUAUGUCACAUUUUUACAUGAUUGUAGCAUGAUAUGCUGAAAUAUAGAUAUAUAAUAUAGAUAUGCUGAAACUUUAUAUUUCUUUAAACUUAAAUUUAGUACUCCUACUACGGCUUUUGGGAGCAUAAUCCCCACUGGAAACACAGUGAUGUCUCUGGAAAAAAACAGCUGCUUUUUGUGGCUCUAUCCAGGCUGGAAACACAGUUAUGCAGCACGUCUUGUUAAAAAACGAUAGAUUCUUGUGGUUCUGUCCCAGCUACAAAAGCAACUAUAUCUCAGCAUAUAAAAAACUAGUUCUUGUGACACAAUCCUGCAUUGACAGCCUUGUGAAAUCAAACGAACAGGUGCAAUUCAAAAUACAAAACUCUAUUUUCCUAUUUUUUUCUAUUUUCCCUCAGAGAUCCCAAACUUUUCCAGGCUGGAAAAUUGGUAAUUCUCUCCAAAAUGUUGGUGAAAUGUUUAUAAAACUAAAAUUUACUGGGAAAAUCUAUGGUUUCAGAGGUUAAAACUAUCCAAACAUUUAAUUUAUUUAUUUUUAUGGUCUAAUGUCUGUACAGUGAAGUAAGGGAGGAGUCCAUAGUAAAGAGAUUUCUGGCAUCAUGAAAGUAACAAGGAUUUUUCUUUGAAGGGUGCAAAAUAAAGCAUUUACAUAC